AUAUUAACGAAAAACACUGACCAAUCAGAGCGCGAGGAUGCCGAUGGAGCGGUCGCAGUAGCGUAUGAGCGCGGCCGCCUAGCGCGUAGCCUACGCUCAACCGGCAUAUUCGCGCUCUAAUUGGUGGAGGUUUCUGUUAAUAUCUUCUUAAGGAAGCCUCGGACAACAUUUUCGCUAAGGAAAAAGUUGUUUCAAAUCACCUCCCGAACCACCCCUUUCAAGGUGUUACAACAGUUUUGGGACACCCUGUAUACAUAUACAGCUUAACAGAUUCACACAGAAGAGUAUACUGUUUACAAAACGAUUUUCUUUACGUUCAAUAAAUGCCAAGGUAUUGCCAAGUAAUGCAAUUUAAAUGAACUUUUUCAGCACGCGCUUUUUCAUAAGACCUAGCGAUUAAAAAAAAAAAAAAUUUCAAUUUCCGUAAAAUUCAAUUGAAUUAAUAUUUCUAUCGCUUUACUGAACAAGGGAACUACUAAACUCUCUAAACUAGAGAAUUUUGUAAGAAUCGUGGCUUUUCGUAUGAAAAACCAAAAUUUUGUGUUUAUCCAGAACAAUAAGCCCCACAUUUUAAAUGUAACGAAACGACGUUUCAUUUAUCAAAACGAAGCGAUACUUAUUCGCGAUUGAAAGAGAUAGAAAGGUAGGACUGCCGAUACAAUUGCACAGAUUGCACAAAUGGGACAAAAGUUAAUUGAAAUACUUGGAUCAGAGGUUCGUGAAGAAAUGACAGUGUUCCGCCUUUUCAAGCGUUAACAUUAAUACAGUGUGUUCUAUUAAUACAUCACGUCUCGCAAAAAAGGGAAAAGGAAAGGAAUCGUAUGAGGAUUCCUCGUUGACGGUUAGAAAUUGACCGAACCGAGUGCGUCGUGAUUGUUACCUUAGCAUUCGGGGCGAGCAGCAGAAAUGGAAGGGACAGGAUUUCGUCCAGUCGACUAGAGGGAAAUGGGCCAAUCACAGCGUAGCAACGGUCGGUGAAUCGGGAGAGUUCGGGCACGACGAGGUAACCACGGUCACUGCGUGAAACUUUCGCAAUUCGCUUCGGUUCGUCCAGUGGAGAAGGAACGUUCGUCGUGCGAUAUUAUUCCCCGCUGCAGUUUAUAUCCGUUGUAUAUAGGCCGCGUUGAAUAAAUUCGCGAUUCUCUUUUCCUCAAAUGUCUACGGUGGCACAGGAUUCCGUGGCGUCUCUUUGCGGAAACAUGCGAGUGAUACAUCGAGUUUCGACGAAGCCUGUGCGUGACAGUGCUGUCUGACAGUUUAACGCUUCCCCCUGACAACAAAACGACCCCUUUUGGAAACAUUUUUACAACACGUUCCAAAGAUUUACGGACCGUGAAUCGACUGGAUUCCAAUCUGUACAAAUGGAUUGAACGAUCUCGAGGCUCCAAGGAUUUCGUUUGGGAUUGUGUCACGUGUAUUAUACAUGAAUGGUUGGAGAUUCGCCAGACAUCGUUGGAGAAGGAUCGGUCUCAGAUCAGGGAGACGUAGAAAGAUGGCAGGAUAAUCCGGGUGUGGUGGCCUUGAGUUUCGCGCUUUUUGGCUGCUUCCUGCUAAAUGUCAUUCUUCUACUCGCAUUCCUCGUGCGUCCUUCGUUGAGGACCAUUUCCAACAGGUUCGUCAUGAAUCUGACCGUAUCGAACCUGUUGGUGUGCGCCAUCAUGAACCCUCUUCUGAUCAUGGACACCUCGACGCCAUCGGGAUCCGCGCAAAUAGUCCGAUCGGCGCCGGUUGGAAGUAUUUGCGCGAUAUCUGAAGGCGCCAUCGCCGUCGUAACGACCUCCUCGGUGCUCUCGGUUCUCUUGAUUGCCAUUGACCAGUACUUCGCCGUGGUGGAUCCAUUGAGAUACCGAGCACGCGUAGACAAACUGAAAUGUGGAAUUCUGAUAAUGUCCACCUGGCUGAUCUCGAUCAUCUUCGGGCUACUCGCCUUCUUCAACCCAGAUCCACGAGGCUUUUGGCUUUCCUGCGGCUCGAGGAACGUCACCUGGUCCCCGAACGUGACCUCCUACGAUCCAGCGAUGACGGAGUCGUCCUCGCUCUCCGUUCUAGAAAGCGAGAUCGCAGAGCUGAACGUCAGCGGACUCCCUGAAAUAUUGGAGACGGUCGAGUCCAUCAGGAUCGAUGACGAUCUAGAUCUCAUAGAGAACACCACCGUAAUCUUCGACACUCUGAUAGGCGGUACGAUCACUUACGGUUUCGUCUACGCCCUCCUCUACGCCAUAUUCGCCUACUUCAUCCCCUUCGCCGCAGUCUGUUGGAUCUACGUCAGCAUCUACGCGGCAGCCCACCGAAACUCCGAAAGAGCAAGACGCAGCGGUUCCAGGCCCAUCCUGUCGUCUGCUAGUUUCAGCGAGGAACAUAACGGCUUGUCGAGGCUGCAACGUCUUCAAACUGACACCAUCGAAGACUUCCGCAAGCUACCAAAAAUCUCCAGCUUGUCAUCCAUAGACGAAACCAGCGAGACCAUGCAACCGACUGGCCAGGUGUCACGAAAACGUUCCUUCUCGUCGUCGAUGGAGUUGGAGGUGCCUCUUUCCCCCGGCGACGAUCAGGCUUCCUCGGGUAUAGUCUUCACGGUGGGUUUGCAGAAGUUGGAGGUUUCCGAAGAGAAAGAUCGAGAAAGUUUGAAAGCUAGUCACGACUCCAUUCUCGAAGGUCUUGUUGGAAAGUCGCCUCAGGGUCGGUCCAAUCAGGAGCAAACCUCGCCUCAGGAUGGUCUUACGUCCGAGAGAGGGGACACCUGGCUCUCUAGGACCUUCGAAGAAGCUAGUGAUUCGGAAGACGAUGCUCGAUUCGUUUGCUUCCACACCUUGGACGUUCUGGAUAAAAGAAUGUUUCUGAUUAAUAGAAAAGUUUCUCCGUCUUUUGGCGGUUACCAGUCGUCCUUGAAGAAUCCUCUAAAAGUCGCUGCGAUCAUUGAAGAAGGCGACAAAGCAAGCGAAGCAAAGGUAGACCUCGAGCCAAAGGAGUCAGAGGUAGCAACGGAUGAAGCUUGCGCCGAUGAUCGCGCCUCCGACUACCUGGUACAGGUCGAAAUGGACCUAGAAAGCCAGGAUGGACAGUCGAGAAUAUUUCAGGGUCUUUUAGAAGACAAGUCGCAAGACGUUAUUAUAUCUAACGAACCCGAGAAUUUAAGUAACAACAAGACUGAAAGAGAUACAACCGCUGCCAGCAACGCAGCAGAGCCUUCUACUGGUCUCUUAACGCCAAUAGUGACCAUCACGCCAGCGCCAAACAAAAACGAAGGCCUGCACCGCGUGUCGAGCGUCAGGAGCACGUCGAGCUACAUAAGUACUCUGAAGGAUAGAAUAAGCAAUGGGUCGAUUUUUCGACACAGAGAGGAAACCAGAGCGGCCAGAAUAAGCGCUUUGGUUAUAGUGAUGGGUCUAAUCUGCUGGUCGCCGUAUGUGAUACUGUUGAUACUGAAGAAUCUACCUCAAGCAGCUGACCAACGUUUGUCUCACAAGUACGACGUGAUGGCGUCCAGUUUCUUAGUUCUGGCUGCUUACGUUAGCCCGUUGCUGUUCGGUUAUCGCUCUAAACGCGUUAAACGGGAGCUCAGGAGAUUCUUCUGCUUCAGAAGGGAGCUGUCCUACAAAAACAACAGGAGCUUAAUGGCGAAGAAAGUGCUGAAGAGGAGGCACAGCAGCACGCUGAGUCACCUCGAGAUGGAUCACAAGUACAACAUCUUUAAUUGCGUUUAUGGAAGGAACCGGUGGCCGAAAGAAAAAGUUCAGUUUGUUCAAGUGCCAGACACUGCGCUGGCUGUCGAGACUUGCAGGAGUAGCUUCUCCAGCGGUGCUAGCACUCAAAUCUCCAGCACCUCCACGGAGGAAUGUUGAUGAUGUUCCUGAUACCUCUGUUGAUUAUUGUUCGGGAUACUUAAUAGAGUCGAUAGUUUCUUCGGAUCAGUCGUAGUCGCUGCUACACAUUUGUUACUCACAAGGAGAGGUCUGAUGUUGAUUUUUUGAUUACCUUGUGCACAGUGGUAGAUGAUGAAUAAACUGUGGAUCUUGAUGCAUUUAUAGGAAAUUUGAAUGCGCGAAACUACAGAAUGCACACAAUCUGCAAGAAUAUAAAGAAAUAUUUAAAGUAAAGUUCAUAUUACAAUAUUUGCAGAGUAAAAUAAAUUCUGAAUCAGUAUCAAUUUUUGUAGGUACGUUAGUAAAGUCAGCAUUACCUUUCAAGACCUCUGCUUGUUAAACAGACCGUGUACGUAAGGGUGCGAAUGUUGAUUGUCUGAAGAUAUAAUGUUUGAAAGGAUCGAAGCAAGAAUGCUGUGCAACGAACCAAUGAGAUACAUGAUAACACUUGACAGGAAACUUAUUUAUGGAUAUAUGAAGUUUCCUAUGAAUGACGUUGCGUAGAUAGAGUGAGUCAUUCUGGUUCCAUUCUGUGGCUUGAGAUUGUCUGCAAACAUAAUAUUUAGAAAGUUAAGGCAAGAAUGCAGUGCAACCUACCAAUGAGAUAAAUGUUGGUACUCCAUAGGAAAGAAUGUGUGUACAACACACUUGCAUGAAACUUCCCAGGCAUAAAUGGGCCUGAACCAUUUUGAUUUCAAAAUGGCCUAAUUAAUUGAAAUUAUAUAAACAAAUCUAUGGUUUUCCAACAUAGUUAUAUGUUACUUAACUGUCUUAAUUGUCUAACUAUGUAACUGAACUUGACUUAUCUAAGACAUACGUAAAUUUUAAGUUACUCUGUGUUAACAUAAUCAGACUAGGAGAUUUAUACAAUUUGUCAAUAUAGACGACGCUGCACUGAAGAUAUAGAUUUUACGUUUAUGUAAGCGACAAACUUUGAUACUUUAUACCGUGGCAUUUAUGGAAUACGUGCGUUAUACACAAUUUCUGUACAUCUAUACAGAAUGUUUUAUAGCCCUCGAGCUAAGAUAUCUUUCAUUUUUAAGAUAUUCCGAAAGCUUCGUUCUUAAACUAUUUAAUUUUAAUGUUACAUUUAACGCAGUUUCUGCUACGGUGCUCAAUAUUUAACGAAACAUAAACAGAAACUUAAACGGUAUUACUGCAGCUCGGUACAUUGACCAUAAUUUUUUUUUUUUUAUAUUCUACUUUCUUGUAACUGCAGCUCUAAAGCAAUCAACGCAACUAUUAGAAUUUACACGACUUAACAUAACAUCUGGCUGAACUAUUUAUUGAUAGAUCUGUCAAAGUAUUUUCGCAAGUAUAACUAUGUAAAUAAGUACACAGCGUUGCAUGACAAAUCUUAACGCGAAUCUUUGAAGUGUUUCAAGGAUGCUUUCCCACUAUUUUGUACAUUACAAAUACAGUAUCUUUAUUUAUAUUAAAUAAUCUGUACAUACAACGUGAUUUGAUGAUGAAUCUUGGUAACGAAUCUAUUGUCUAUCGUAUAUUACAUAGCUGGUGCGUCGCGUGUUUGUGUGUGUGGAUCUGUAUAUGUGUGUGUUUUAACAUGUAUUUUGCGUACCUGUAUAAGACACGUAUACAUGUAUAUUUCAGUAGGCUGUUUUUAUUAUACAAUAAUAAUAAAAUCAACUACAUACUUGUCA
This is a messenger RNA of Hylaeus volcanicus, 5524 nucleotides long. RefSeq lists its product as uncharacterized. Gene Ontology annotation, molecular function: G protein-coupled receptor activity. Gene Ontology annotation, biological process: G protein-coupled receptor signaling pathway. NCBI's taxonomy places the organism in Eukaryota, Metazoa, Arthropoda, Insecta, Hymenoptera, Colletidae. The transcript is spliced from 3 exons. The coding region runs from base 1428 to 3842 and encodes 804 amino acids. Gene Ontology annotation, cellular component: membrane. The record is from RefSeq and is a predicted model, not a curated record.